This is a messenger RNA of Symbiodinium sp. CCMP2456, 1050 nucleotides long. Lineage: Eukaryota; Dinophyceae; Suessiales; Symbiodiniaceae. The record is from the annotation of a GenBank genome assembly.
AUGUUUCUUCCAUUCAGAGCCACGGUGUGUUUAGCCUUCAGCGCCAUCCCUGUGGUUGCGAUCCGAGCCGACGCAGACUCCUUCAAACCCCACAAGGACCUCUGUUGGAAUCCUGAUGAAGAGCCACCGGACAAGUUGGGCACCGUCACUGCCAUCAUGACGAGGAACUUGGGGCAGCAGUGCCGACAUGAGGUGCAAGGACUCAUGGAGGAUCUUUUCAAGGAAUGUGAGAAGAUAGAGGGGUUUUCCAAACAGAAAUGCCUCAAGGAACUCCUCCAGUGGUUCACAGCGACUGAGGAGCGGAACGAAGGCCUGCGGCUGAGAACCAAACUAGCUGAUGCACCUAAAGAAGCGAUGCUAUGGGCGGGCUUUCACGGUGGCGAUCCUCGAGGACUCAACCAGACGGCCUUGGAGCACUUUGCCAACAUGGUGGACACGAGCAUCGUCCACCCCAGCACCAUUCUGGGCAAAAUUGUCCAGAAGAACAACGACCUCCUUGGCUGCAGAGGCGAUCCGGGCGCUUCAGUGCCUUGCUUCAAGAGAACGAGCUGGGACAAAGGUCCGGUUGUCAACUUCUGGAUCGGCGCUAGCCGUGCCUUCGUGGAAGGCAUGGCUGCGAGAGAUCAGGGCUCGGUGGUGGCUGUCCUGAACAAAGGCCUAGAUCCAACGGAAAAGUGGUCGCUCUACAAGUCCGUGUUCUGGAAUUACGAAUUGUUCACAAUUGGAAAGGAACUGUUUGAUGGGUUUUUCCCACAGAUUCUCCUGAUCGACAUGCGGGGCACCUGUCAGAAGCUGGUCAAGCUGGUCACGGAGGAAUUGAGAAAGACGUUUUGGAGACCUACCGACACCUUGCUAAAAGCCAAGCCGAUCAUGUGCUUCGAUUGCGCCAAAGGCCAAUGUGACCUGGACGAGGCCUUGGCCGCAAGAGUGCGGUCGUGUCUGGGCAAGGACUGGCGGUCAUGGUUUCGCAGCUGGAUUCGCACACCCAAGUGUCCUAGGUUCGAGCUCGAGUAUUGGCGACACACAGAAGUCGCUGUACGAGGUAGCUAG